Molecule: messenger RNA, 1003 nt
Organism: Wasmannia auropunctata (little fire ant)
Lineage: Eukaryota; Metazoa; Arthropoda; Insecta; Hymenoptera; Formicidae
Product: fatty acid synthase-like
Exons: 3
Coding region: 11-508 (165 amino acids)
Biological process (GO): fatty acid biosynthetic process
Molecular function (GO): 3-oxoacyl-[acyl-carrier-protein] synthase activity; fatty acid synthase activity
Source: RefSeq, a predicted model, not a curated record
AGGGUAUAAUAUGCCUCAUCGAAUCGGUAACAUCAAUAACAUAGAGAAGUUCGAUUAUGACUUCUUCAACAUACCAGUUACAGAUGCUCAUACGAUGGAUCCCGCAGCGAGACUGUUACUUGAGCAUACUUACGAAGCAAUUAUCGAUGCAGGUGUUAAUCCUAAAAAAUUACGGGGAACAAGCAUUGGUGUUUUUACAGCAAUUUGUGUGACUGAUACGGAGAAUUAUUUAACCUAUUCUAAACCUCAUAUAGCUGGGCAACCAUUACUUGGAUGUAAUAAGGCUGUUAUGGCAAAUAGAAUUUCCUGUUGGCUUGGUGUUACUGGCCCAUCGUAUAAUAUUGAUACUGCAUGUAGUUCGAGUCACUUUGCAAUGAAUGAGGCUUACAGGCAAAUUCGAUCCGGAAGAUGUGAUGCAGCCAUCGUUGCUGGUGCUAAUCUGUGUCUCCAUCCUCACACACAUUUCGGAUUUUAUACUCUUGCUACGUUGGAGGAGCUUCCGGAAUAAUUAUAAACAUGUAUAUAUGUAAAUAGUAAUAACUCGCAAAUAUGCUUCAAAUUUAUAUUCUAUAUUCACUUUCCCGUUCGUUUUCCUUUUAUAAUUUUGCAACUUGUAAGCCUUAUAUCUCUAAUAGCGAUCAACUAAAUUGUAAUCCUGUUCUGAAUUAUAUUUUUGUAUGAUAUAUUUUCGUAAAAAUUAAUUAUAAUUAUAGAGUAAAUGACCCGUUAAUAUUUUUAUCACAGUUAUAUUUUUUAAACCUCAUAUUACAAACUUCAUUUGUCAACAUAAUAUUUAUUAAGUUAGUAUCAAAUCUCAUUAUAAAAUUUAUUGGUCAUAAUAUUUAUUAAACCCGUAAAUUUUCAAACGUAAUUUUUAUCAUAACGAAAUUUGUUUGGUAACUAUGAAAUUUGUUAACUUAGUUAGUAAACUUGUGUGUUAUGUUUAAUCACAACUCUUUAUUUUAACUAAGAGACCUCAUUCACGUUCAUCUUCCCCUUCCUG